Molecule: messenger RNA, 20865 nt
Organism: Coregonus sp. 'balchen'
Lineage: Eukaryota; Metazoa; Chordata; Actinopteri; Salmoniformes; Salmonidae
Source: the annotation of a GenBank genome assembly
GACGCCAUUCUACAAGAGAGGAAGGAUGGAGGUGUGUUUGAGGUUUAUGACUUCAAUGUGAGUUUUGUGUGUGAUGUUUCGCUAGACAUAAAAGAGCCCUGUAUUAUUCUAUUCAAAGGGUACGACACAGACUUCCAGACAUGUUUUGUGGGUAUCAAGAAGGCGAUUUUCAGUUGCCUAAAGGCGGGUGAGUUUACAGAGAAAAAGUAAAUGCAUGUGCAGUUGUUUUUUUAUUCGCAUGCCAAAGCGCAUUGUCUUUUGAUUGGAUCAUUCUUCAUACACUGAGAAGAGGGAAAAGUGAUGUUUUUUAAACAAUGUAUAUCAACAUUUAUUAGGCUACAGACUAUAUUUAUGGAAACAAAGUGUAUCACCAUUUAUUAGGCUACAGACUAUAUUUAGGGAUGCAUGAAAACUAUUCCAAUAAUUGAAAAGUAAUGCUGCAAGCCUGCAAAUAAUAUAUAAUUAAAUACUGAUUCAGAUAUUUAUCUCUUCUCCCCCCAAAAAAUUUUUUUGGCAGUCCUUAACCACGUGCAUUGGAUAAAUCUUAACUAGAAUUUGUGAGUCUGGAGAUAAGUGGCUGUUGAAACAGUGAUGCCCUUUGGACUCAGUCAGAGGUGGUAUUAUUGAAUUUGGGGAAACUCAUUUGGUGGAAUGUGAGAGCCUCCUCGCUUGGGUAGGCUAAACAAAACUCCACUAAAAUGUGUGGCGUAAAAUGUUUGUUACUACUAGCCUAUACAUGUUAUUCCAAGAAGUGGCGACAGUGUUUCCCUUCAAAUAUUUUCCAAGCGGAGUGCAAAAAAAGCCCCCACAUCAACAUCUAGGGCCUCCUUUAAAAUCAAAACUAUUAAAUUUAAACCAAUGGAUUAUGUAAGGGAUAAUCAUCAAGGGACUAUGCGUUCUCUGGAAAAUAAUGAACGUUGUUGUUCAUUAUUUUCCAGAGAACGCAUAGCCCCUCGUUGAUGAUCUCUUACUUGGGAUGCGACAGAGCUAGAUUGGGAAGCCUGUCCCACCUAUGCAAAGGUAGGGAAAACACUGAAUGGGAAUAAACCAAUUAGACCACCUAUGCUUUCUAACAAUGUUUUUUUUGGUAUGGAGCCAUAGCAGCAUGGACCAUACUGCUAUAUGGUCCCUUGUCAUAACUGGCAGGUCACACAAUCUGUUUGCCAGCCAGCUCCUCUCCUACCUGCCCUCCCCUCCUCGAUGUCUUCUUCAUCUGGCACAGGGCCUCUGUCAGAAGCUACAAACUGGUGACAAUGUCUGCAGUGUGACAUACUGACUACCUGUGGCGGGAGUUCCAUGGGUCAGUAUGUUCUGUGUACAUGUGUUCUUUGAGAGAACCUCAUCCCCAGGCUAUUGUGCACAGAGGUCUGGUGUGAGACUAGAGAGAACCUAUCCGGUAAGUAAAGGUGGGGUGACUGGCUGCUUGUCUAUCGGUUGAGUUUAUUUAACCAACGGUUCAGAUCACACUGCAUUGAGUGCUGCUGUAGUUGAAAAUAUGUUUUAGGUUUCUUGAGGAAGGGACCACCAAGGGUGGGUUUAAUAGAUGUCAUGGGGUGUGUGAGAGAGUGCUGAUCUCUAUAUAGAGUGGAUGGGCUUGCCUGGUGGUGUCAUGUUAUGCUUAUGUCAUGUGGGUCUAAUGUUCCCUGCUAGUAAUGCACUUUAUACUGAAUUUAGCACAGAGGGUGAGGGAAGGUUCUAUUUUGAAGAAUGUAAGUAGUGUUUUUCUCUUUUAUAAUCUUUGGAAUAUGUGGAAAAUGUUUAUGAUAUGUUUAUGAUGAUAUUUUAUGUUGCUAUGGAUAAGAUUGGCUUCUAAUCUAAAUGUAAUGUGAGAAUUGAAUCAAUCACUUAAUCAAAAAACUAGAAUGCUACGCCGUCUACUCUCUCUACCCCAGGAAGUAAGGUUAGGAUGAUAGGUGAGCUGUGAUAGAAUUGUUUACAUCCAAACAGAUACUCAGUGACUGAAUGGUGAUGAUACAAUUCAUGAUACAAGUAUUUAACCCUGUGUUGAUACCAUCAUCGUCUCUGUUACCUCUUGAUUGGCCAGUGAGUGGGAUUGCAUUGUUUCCACUAGAUUGUCAUUCCAAGCUAAGCAUUGUGAUGAAGUGAUCAAAACAUACUCAUGCUUGUGUAAAUUCUCAUACAUAUACAUGCACAUACAGUUUGUGCGUGCAUUUGCACACUAAAACUUGUGUGUAUUUUUGCCAGACACAUAUGGUCAUUUCUAUGUAAAUGGACCAAUGAGCACCAACGUGAAGUUUAUAGGAGAAUGUCAAAUUGGGUGUCAAAUUAAAGCUAAGAGACUAGUUUUCAGAAAUUAAGGCAUAUAUAUAUAUAUAUAUAUAUAUACAGUGAGGGAAAAAAGUAUUUGAUCCCCUGCUGAUUUUGUAUGUUUGCCCACUGACAAAGAAAUGAUCAGUCUAUAAUUUUAAUGGUAGGUUUAUUUGAACAGUGAGAGACAGAAUAACAACAGAAAAAUCCAGAAAAACGUAUGUCAAAAAUGUUAUAAAUUGAUUUGCAUUUUAAUGAGGGAAAUAAGUAUUUGACCCCCUCUCAAUCAGAAAGAUUUCUGGCUCCCAGGUGUCUUUUAUACAGGUAACGAGCUGAGAUUAGGAGCACAUUCUUAAAGGGAGUGCUCCUAAUCUCAGUUUGUUACCUGUAUAAAAGACACCUGUCCACAGAAGCAAUCAAUCAAUCAGAUUCCAAACUCUCCACCAUGGCCAAGACCAAAGAGCUCUCCAAGGAUGUCAGGGACAAGAUUGUAGACCUACACAAGGCUGGAAUGGGCUACAAGACCAUCGCCAAGCAGCUUGGUGAGAAGGUGACAACAGUUGGUGCGAUUAUUCGCAAAUGGAAGAAACACAAAAGACCUGUCAAUCUCCCUCGGCCUGGGGCUCCAUGCAAGAUCUCACCUCGUGGAGUUGCAAUGAUCAUGAAAACGGUGAGGAAUCAGCCCAGAACUACACGGGAGGAUCUUGUCAAUGAUCUCAAGGCAGCUGGGACCAUAGUCACCAAGAAAACCAUUGGUAACACACUACGCCGUGAAGGACUGAAAUCCUGCAGCACCCACAAGGUCCCCCUGCUCAAGAAAGCACAUAUACAGGCCCGUCUGAAGUUUGCCAAUGAACAUCUGAAUGAUUCAGAGGAGAACUGGGUGAAAGUGUUGUGGUCAGAUGAGACCAAAAUCGAGCUCUUUGGCAUCAACUCAAGUCACUGUGUUUGGAGGAGGAGGAAUGCUGCCUAUGACCCCUAGAACACCAUCCCCACCGUCAAACAUGGAGGUGGAAACAUUAUGCUUUGGGGGUGUUUUUCUGCUAGGGGGACAGGACAACUUCACCGCAUCAAAGGGACGAUGGACGGGGCCAUGUACCGUCAAAUCUUGGGUGAGAACCUCCUUCCCUCAGCCAGGGCAUUGAAAAUGGGUCGUGGAUGAGUAUUCCAGCAUGACAAUGACCCAAAACACACGGCCAAGGCAACAAAGGAGUGGCUCAAGAAGAGGGACAUUAAGGUCCUGGAGUGGCCUAGCCAGUCUCCAGACCUUAAUCCCAUAGAAAAUCUGUGGAGGGAGCUGAAGGUUCGAGUUGCCAAACAUCAGCCUCGAAACCUUAAUGACUUGGAGAAGAUCUUCAAAGAGGAGUGGAACAAAAUCCCUCCUGAGAUGUGUGCAAACCUGGUGGCCAACUACAAGAAACAUCUGACCUCUGUGAUUGCCAACAAGGGUUUUGCCACCAAGUACUAAGUCCUGUUUUGCAGAGGGGUCAAAUACUUAUUUCCCUCAUUUAAAAUGCAAAUCAAUUUAUAACAUUUUUGACAUGCGUUUUUUCGGGAUUAUUUUGUUAUUCUGUCACUCACUGUUCAAAUAAACCUGGCAUUAAAAUUAUAGACUGAUCAUGUCUUUGUCAGUGGGCAAACGUACAAAAUCAGCAGGGGAUCAAAUACUUUUUUCCCUCACUGUACAUUUUUCAACCAUUUUCCAUCCCAAAAAUAAGGAAUAAGCAAAGGCUCAGGGGUUUCAGAAAACCUCUACCAGAAAAAGUCUUAAAAGGUAUUAGAAAUACAUCAAAGCACAAUCAUGUUGAAGUAAAGACCCCUGCCAACUAAUAUCAACACUUAUAUUUAGUUUUGGAUAAAUUAUUCUGCCUUCUGUAAGUUUAAGAAACAUUGCCCUGUGCCUUGAAAUUCUGUUACUAAAAACCCACAUACGGUGCCUUCAGAAAGUAUUCACACCCCUUUACGUUUUCCACAUUUUGUUGUUACAAAGUGGGAUUAAAAUGGAUUUAAUAGUCUUUUUUUUGGUCACCAAUCUACACAAAAUACUAUAAUGGUAAAAAAUCAUUCAAAAAUAAAACACCUUGUUGAUUAGAUACUGUAAGUAUUCAACCAUGUUAGAAUCACCUUUGGCAGCGAUUACAGCUGUGAGUCUUUCUGGGUAAGUCUCUAAGAGCGUUGCACACCUUAAUUGUACAACAUUGCACAUUUUAUACUUUUUUAAAUUCUUCAAGCUCUGUCAAGUUGCUUGUUGAUCAUUGCUAGACAGCCAUUUUCAAGUCUUGCCAUAGAUUUUCAAGACGAUUUAAGUCAAUACUGUAACUAGGCCACUCAGGAAUAUACAAUGUCAUCUUGGUAAGCAACUCCAGUGUAUUGGAGGUUGUUGUCCUGCUAAAAGGUGAAUUUGUCUCUCAGUGUCUGUUGGAAAGAAAACUGAACACGGUUUUCCUCUAGGAUUUUCCCGUGCUUAGCUCUAUUCUGUUUAAUUUUAUCAUUAAAAAAUGACAAGCAUAUCCAUGACCCAACAUGAUGCAGCCACCACAAUGCUUGAAAAUAUGAAGAGUGGUACUCAGUGACGUGUUGUGUUGGAUUUGCCCCAAACAUAAUGCUUUGUAUUCAGGACAUAAAGUUAAUUUCUUUGCCAAAUUAUUUGCAUUUUUACUUUAGCACCUUAUUGCAAACAGGCUGCAUGUUUUGGAAUAUUUUUAUUUUGUACAGACUUCCAUCUUUUUCCUCUGUCAAUUAGGUUAGUAUUGUGGAGUAACUACAAUGUGGUUGAUCCAUCCUCAGUAUUCUCCUAUCAUAGCCAUUAAACUCUGUAAAUGUUUUAAAGUCACCAUUGGCCUCAUGGUGAAAUCCCUGAGCGGUUUCCUUCCUCUCCAGCAACUGAGUUAGGAAGGACGCCUGUAUUUUUGGAGUGACUGGGGUUAUUGAUACACCAUCCCAAAGUAUAAUUAAUAACUUCAUCAUGGUCAAAGGGAUAUUUUGCCAUUACCAAUUGGUGCCCUUUGCGAGGUAUUGGGAAACCUCACUGCUCGACUGAGGGACCUUACAGAUAGUUUUAUGUGUAGGGUACAGAGAUGAGGUAGUCAUUCAAAAAACAUGUCAAACACUAUUAUUGCACACAGUGAGUCCAUUAUGAUUUGUUAAGCAAAUCUUUACUCCUGAACUCUAGGCUUGCCAUAACAAAGGGGUUGAAUUGUUAUUGACUCAAUACAUUUUUGACUCAAGAAACGUUUAAUUUUUUAUUAAUUUGUACACAUUUCGAAAAAAAAACAUAAUUCCACUUUGCCAUUAUGGGGUAUUGUGUGUGUGUGUGUGUGUAGGCCAGUGACAAAAAUAAAUCCGUUUUAAUCAUUUUAAAUUCAGGCUGUAACACAACUAAAAUGUGUGAAAAGUCAAGGGGUGUGAAUACUUUCUGAAGGCACUAUACAUGGAUUUAUCAGAGUUUUGGGAAAAUGUGGACACAUUAAAAAAACUUACCAAACUUUGCAUCUGCCUAGUUCUUCCAGUAAAUGUGUUUUUGUAAAAUGUUCUUUGUAAAUUGUUAAAAGUAGUCCUUGUGCAUUGAGCUCUAUGGUUUGCUAAACUUUUUAAAUCAAUGGUUUUUGUUUGGCAUACAUUUUAAAGUGAAGAAUCUGUCUCAGCGCAAUUCUGUUAUUGUGGAAUUGCCCAUAUACAGUAUAAUGUUGUGUGUGUGUGUGUGUGUGUGUGUGUGUGUGUGUGUUGACAGAGCAAAGCUAGCCUCUCUCUUUGGUCUGGAUCAGGCUGACAGUCAGGGCAACGAGUCCUUCCAGUUCAGAUCCCCCAAACAGCCGAAGAAAACCACCACCACUCUGAGUAAGACACAACACACAACCGUCUGAGGCCCUGUUUGAACACUGGUCAAAUUCCUUCCUUCCUUCAUGUGAACACUGAUCCAACAUGAUUGGAUAGAUGAAAGUUAUGACUCUAGACAGCAGGAAGGAUGCAUUUCUUCAGUAUUGUGGCUUGUAAAGUAUAAAGACUUCAGACCACGCGUAAACUCUAAUGCAAUUCUUCCAAUACAUCCAUGAAUGGAUUGGUGCAAAAGUUCACAUUAUGUAAGUGUUUGAAUAUGGUCUGCGUGUUUUCAAAGGCCCAUCUCCUCAAAAGCCUGCACCACCUCCUUCUGUCCUAUUGGCUACUGCUGUUCAGGCGUUCCGCUUGUGAGUAUGUCCACAAACACAAGUACCUGAAAUCCAUAUCACUAGAUGGAGUUGAUAUGUGUCUCUCAGAGUUUAAUGUGUAUGUGAGUAUGUCCAUUUUUAGUGUGCUUAUGGCGGUGCGUGCGUGAGAGAAUGUGCGUUUGUUGUGUUGUGUUCACAGGUCCAGUUUAAACCUGUUUGGUCUUGUUGUCAUGGUUUUGUGUUUGCAGUGUGAAUGGCCAGUACACAAAACAGGGGAAGGUGGGAGCUGCUAUCCUGGGAAAUCAUCCAACCAGAGAGGUACUUGAGCUGUGAAGGAUAUGUAAAACCAGUUUCCAUUGAGAAUAAACACACUCUAAGUGAUGUGAAGAGGAAGUCUCCAUCUCUACAUUCAGUGCUUGACUUGGACUGAAAUGGGUGCUGGUACUCAUUAUGAGUGCUGUUUUUAUUUAGGUGCUGGAACUCUGCAAUAUUUUUAAGUGAAUAUUCUAUAAGAGGUGCCGCAACUCAAGCAUUAGAACAUUUUGAGGUGCUUGUGAGCUCCGGCCUAAGUCAUGCACUGUUUACAUUGAAUCCUAUGAUUUUCCAACUCAAUUAAUACAGGGUCAUGUAUUUUGCUCUAACCACUUAAUAAGAAAUAUGCUCUCCCUGAGACGAUUCAGUUAAUUGUAUGAUUUUUAGAUACUCUAGACUUUUUUUGUGUAGAGUGAAAAAGGCUCAUGAUAAAUUGUUUGAAUUUGUCUUGAUACAGGUAUAAAUCAAGGGCAAAAGUUUUAGCCACAUUUUAAAUUGAGUUUGUUUACAAAUCAUCUACGCUACACUUGAUCAUAACCAAAAGGUAGAAAAGUGAUAAACUAUUGCAUAAAAAGGUCAAUGUGUAAAACACAACUAUGUAAACCUGCCUUUGUAACUACCACAUAAAUACAUGUGUUAUUGUAAAGUGGGACCCAAGUUUAUUCUGUUCACACAUCGAGUUUGUGUUUGCCUAUUCAUCAUCUGUCAGUCUGCUUCCUCUUGUCUUGAUUUUUUUCUUCAGUACAUGAUCCUGCUUUAUGGCAGCCAACAGAAACCAAUCACAACUGCCAAGAUCCAUCUAGGCUUCAUCUUCACAGUGAGUAGUGCAUCUUCCCAUGAUGUGUACAUGCUUGUGCAGUUUUAACUGUGUGGUGUGGGUGUGUUUUAACUAGACUAUAUUUGAUUUGACUUCUCAGGUUCAGCCAGGUAACUAUGGAACAUUCUACGAUGACCAGAGGCUCAACUGGUCCCUGAUGUUUGACUCUGAGAAAGCUGGAGUGGACUUUUGCAAAGAGGUGAACGAAGGAUGCUUUUUUUUUCUUAUACUAGACGGCUAUACAGUACCAAUCAAAAGUUUGGGGACACCUACUCAUUCAAGGGUUUUUCUUUAUUUUUUACUUUAUAGAAUAACAGUGAAGACUUCAAAACUAUGAAAUAACACAUGGAAUCAUGUACUAGCCACCCUUUGCCUUGAUGGCAGCUUUGCACACUCUUGGCAUUCUCUCAACCAGCUUCACCUGGAAUGCUUUUCCAACAGUCUUGAAGGAGUUCCCACAUAUGCUGAGCACUUGUAACCAAAAGUGUUAAAUAACAAGUGCUCAGCAUAUGUGGGAACUCCUUCAAGACUGUUGGAAAACACCAGGUGAAGCUGGUUGAGAGAAUGCCAAAAGUGUGCAAAGCUGUCAUCAAGGCAAAGGGUGGCUAUUUGAAGAAUCUCAAAUAUAAAAUAUAUUUAGAUUUGUUUAACACUUUUUUUGGUUAGUACAUGAUUCCAUGUGUUAUUUCAUAGGUUUGAUGUCUUCACUAUUAUUCUACAAUGUAAAACAAUUUAAAUAAAGAAAAACCCUUGAAUGAGUAGAUGUGUCCAAACUUUUGACUGGUAGUGUACACGGAGUGUACAAAACAUUAAGAACACCUUCCUAACAUUGAGUUGCACCCCCCACGGCCCUCAGAACAGCCUCAAUUCGUCGGGGCAUGAACUCUACAAGGUGUCGAAAGCAUUCCACAGGGAUACUGGCCCAUGCUGACUCCAAUGCUUCCCACAGUUGGCUGGAUGUCCUUUGGGUGGUGGACCAUUCUUGAUACACACAGGAAACUGUUGAGCGUGAAAAACCCAGCAGCGUUGCAGUUCUUGAUAAACCGGUGCGCCUGGCACCUACUGACAUACCCCAUUCAAAGGCACUUAACUCUUUUGUCUCAAGGCUUAAAAAUCCUUAUUUAACCCGUCUCCUCUCCUUCAUCAACACUGAUUUGAAGUGGAUUUAACAAGUGACAUCAAUAAGGGUUCUUAGCUUUCACCUGGAUUCAUAAUGUGUUCAUAAUGAUUUGUACACUCAGUGUGUGUAUAUAUAGAGAUCUCUAUAUAUGGCUCUGGAAAGACAGAUGGAUAGUCUGUUUUUUUAGUUAUUUGCACACAUUAACAAUUCCUUCACUUUUUUUUUAUGUUUAAACCUUUACCCACCAAUCCAGCUGUGCGUGGCCAGAUGGAACAGUGAGGCCGCUGUAGAUUCACUACUGACCCAGGACCUGCUGUUAGGAGAGGGACAGGCGGUGGACUAUGGUGACAUGGUAGAGGUGGCCUUCACAGGCUGGCUUCUACAGAACCACAACAUCGGACAGGUGACAAAUAACUCAGAAUUGUCAGAAUACAGCCCAAAUAACUGUGCUGUAUUCGGACAAAAUGAACUGGUUCUGAGAAAAUGAACUGGUUCUGAGAAAAUGAACUGGUUGUGACAAAACUUAAUAAAGGCUCAGAAAAGCUUUAUUCUCCAAACAUUGCGCAAUUUGAUUUGUGGCUUUAUAAAAGUAAAGAUCAGAAGAUAUACAAACAUUGACAAUAUACUGACAUUCUAGAUGCUGGGGCCUAUGUUUUCUGUGUUUUCCCCAUGCACCCUUCCUCGUACGGUGCUCAUUAGUUUACCUAAUGAGCACCGUGCUGGCAGAAAUUAUGACUAGAACUUUCUUACCAGUAGCUUAGCCUAGUAUGGUCCAAUUUAUUUUGUAUUUAUUUAACCUUUAUUUAACUAGGCAAGUCAGUUAAGAACUAAUUCUUAUUUACAAUGACGGCCUACACCGGCCAAACCCGGACGACGCUGGGCCAAUUGUGCGCCGCCCUAUGGGACUCCCAAUCACGGCCGGUUGUGAUACAGCCUGGAAUCGAACCAGGUGGUCUGUAGUGACGCCUCAAGCACUGAGAUGCAGUGCCUUAGACCGCUGCGCCACUCGAGAGCCCAAUACUCAUCAUGUCAAACUGACAAAUAACGAUAAUAACCACCAGUCAAUGUACAAAUUGACUGUAGCGCUGAUCAGAGGAAAGAUUUCACCAUCAGGAUUAGGAUUUGUGGCCAAGGUAUGGAUAGAGCAUCUCUGUGAAGUUGCAGCCAGUGACAGAGUAGAUAUGAGACCUGGCCCGCACAUCAUAAAAGGAGACCUGACCCCCCUCAUAAUCCACAAACACCCCCACCUUCUGUGGCGUGUCUCUCAGAAAGAUGGGGACAGGGUAGGUGUCACUGGCUUUGUACUCACACCCAUACUUCUGCAUAGUCCAGUAUCCAGUUUGAGUCCUUAGUGUGAUAUCCCCCUUCCUGUUGAUAGACUCACUGGCUACUCCUGAAUCCCAUUCAGUAUUCCCCGUAACCAUAACCUCAUAGUAAAAUCUCCCUGAAGAGAAGCCCUCAAUUCCAAGGACAUUAAAAUGAAAACAAUCAAACCUCCCUAGGUAGUUUGGGAGAUCCUGUUCUUUGCCUCCAUUUCUCAUUUGCUUCCCAGCCCUAGACAGGAUGAGGUGAGGAGGUGCUGUAUCAGGGUCCAGAGUCACAUCCACUGUCUACUACUGAAUCCUCUCCAGCUCAGCAUCACCCAACCUCUUCACUUCACUCAUAAGUGUCUCCUCCAGCUGAGACACGGCUCUCCUCACAGUCCCCAGACACAGAUCACUGUGAACACUGAUCUCAGACCAGUCCUUGGUGGGUGGAGGGCUGCACAGACAUGGGAAGCUCUGGAGGAGGUGGACCUCAGUGUGUGAGCGCUAUUCCAGCUCAGUGCUUCUACUCUGUAGCUCAGUGAUUUCCUGCUCCAGCUCUUUAAUGAGCCCUUCAGCCUGCCACUCUGCUGCUUUCUGCUUCUCCUCAAUGAGCUCAGCCUGGCUUCUCUCAAUGGAGCGCACCAGAGCAGUGAAGACCUACACUCUGAGAUCUACUGAGUGUUUGAUCUCCUCAACCUUACUAUAUCUUGGAAGCAUCUUCUGGUCUACCUCUGCCAUCACCUUUCCUAGUUUAGCCAUUUUCUCUCCAUACUCUUCCUCUAGAGCAGCAUAUCCCAAACUCUGUCCUCGGGAACCCAAGGGGUGCACGUUUUGGUUUUUGCCGUAACACUACACAGCUUAUUCAAAUGAUCAAAGCUUGUUGAUUAGUUGAGUAUUUGAAUCAGCUGGUAGUGCUAGGGCAAAAACCAAAACGUGCACCCCUUGGGGUCCCUAGGACCGAGGUUAGGAAACCCUGCUCUAGAGGGACAGUGUCAUGACAGUGUCAUGUGGUCUGUUUUCAAGCAAAAAACACAGACAUGUCUGGUCACUCCUACAGAACAGAUCCAGGAGUCUCUCGUGCUUCUGAUGCAUCCUGUCUUCCAGGUUCUCCACAGGGUUGAUCAGCUUGUGUCUCUUUAAGGCUGCAACUCUCUGAGGCUCCAGGGGAGUCUCACAGAAAGAGGUUAGACACACCAGGCAGGACUUCAGGGCCUUGAGCGUUGUCCCAGCACAGAUGUCACAGGAGACUUCUAGGGGUUGAGCAGGGCCUUGGUCUGGGCUGGGCCUUGGGUGAGGGCCUUGGUCUAGGUUGGUGGAUUUCCCUUGAACUGACUUCCUGAACUGAGUAGCCAUCUCAGAAAAGAGAGUAUUGAUGCGACGCUCAGGUUUCCUGUCAAAUGUAUCCAUACACAUGGGACACCGGCACUGGUCACUAGUAUCCCAGUACUAUUUGAUACAGGCCAUGCAGAAGUUGUGUCCACAUGGAAUGGCUACUGGCUCAGUGAACACAUCCAGACAGAUAGAGCACAGGAAGUGCUCUUUAGACAGGAGACUGCUGGAGGCGGCCAUAUCUAAACCAAGACCAAAGGUGAAACCAUUAUCAGUCAGUUCGAGAUCAUUUCAGUUUGAGUCAACAUGGUACGAUGUUGCGAUCCCUAUGUGAUCGUAAAACAUUGAUCCUAACCAAUUGUAAAGCAUGGUUUUACCUUUACAGGACAACAUUGUACACAUCCUUAGAUAUUCAUAUUAUGGGCCUUCAUUGGCAAAACCACAAAAUGGCCAGCCCCAUUACUUGGUUAGCUAUAAUGGAGAAAUUUAACGACCAAAUUAUAGCUACUGUAUGGAAAAAAUGACUAGGUCAACAUGAUAGUUUCUAGACAAUUUAAAGCUGUACAUUAAUGUUUAUGACAUUACUUACAAACGAUGUAGUAAAGCAACCUUAUAUUUUGUGUUAUGAUGGAGUUAUCACGAAUGAAUGGGCAUACUGUCUAUCAUUCAUGAUAAAACAUUUUAUAAAAUAGCUGUGUAUAUCACAGUUCCUUUAACAGAUGCAGCUAGCAAUAGAGUUUGGAAAAAUCUGUCUCACCUGUGUUGGGAAUGUCUCUGUGCUUUCUGUUUGUGGCAUCAAAAGAGGCCCAGAUAAGGCUGUAGUAGAGGUUUAGAGUUUGGGCUACCAGUAAAUGUCUUCUCAGUUUAGUUUUAUCAGAGAGGAAAAGACGAGGCCUAGCUAGAAGACCUUUAGUUUUACUUCUGCAAAGUGAUGUUUAAAUAGAACAGGGCUCUCCAACCCUGUUCCUGGAGAGCUUACCCUCCUGAAGGUUUUCAUUCCAUCCCCAGUUGAUUCAGUUGAUCAACCAGCUAAUUAUUAGAAUCAGGUGUGCUAGAUUAGGGUUGGAGUGAAAACCUACAGGAUGGUAGCUCUCCAGGAACAGGGUUGGCGAGCCCUGAAAUAAAACAUUGUUGUCCCACCCACUUUUCUCUUCCUUGAGUAGUUAACCCUUUACAUGGCUGAACGCUCUCUGACCUUGUUUACUAUUGUCUGGAGAGAGUCCAAAUGUGUGGCAUGGAUUUUAAAUCAAGAAUUCGAGAAUUUCUUUCAGUGUGUUUGUGUGACUGUCAAAUUUCUCUCUCUCCUCUUCUUUCACUAACUCACUCACUCACUUAUCCUCCUCACAAUGCAUGUCAAUGCCAAUUUGAUCACCAUUCAGCUGAAUGUAUAUUGUUUUCUGUGUGUCUGUUAGAUGUUUGACUGCAACGUGGGCAAAGACAAGCUGCUGAGAGUGAAGCUUGGCAACGGUAAAGCCAUUAAGGUAAGUGUAAAGCAGUGGAGGCUGGUGGAAGGAGCUAUAGGAGGAUGGGCUCAUUGUAAUGGCUGGAUUGGAAUGGUAUCAAACCUAUGGAAACCACAUGUUUCACUCCAUUCCAUUCCAGCCAUUACAAUGAGCUCAUCCUCCUAUAGCUCUUUCCACCAGCCUCCACUGGUGUAGAGGUCAACUCAGCAAUAUGAUAUCAACACACAUAGUGAGGCAACUUCCUGCUUACAGAAAUCAACAAAUAUAGAAAAAUGUGAUGUCUCUCUCGCUCUCCUAUCUCUUUAGGGCUUGGAGGAAGGGAUGUUAGGGAUGCAGAAAAGUGGGCGUCGCCUCCAUAUCGUGCCCCCCACCCUAGGAUAUGGGUCAAAGGGCAUCCCCAACCGCGUCCCCUCCUCCAGCACACUGGUCUACAAUGUGGAGAUCCGCCGGGUAGGCGCACACUCUUUCAUUCAGUUUCAAGCGUCAAACAGUAUCUCACUGUAGCCAUGUGGAACUGAUUGUGUGCCAAAGCUAGAGGGUGCAAUUGGCCAAAAUGGCUCUCUAGAUGUUCUAACUCUGUGGGGUUUAUUCAGGUGAAGUUUGCUAAGGACAGUGGGUCGGAGCGACAGAGUGGGGGGUUAAUCACCAACUCCCCCUCCCUCAGUGUGGACAGUCUGGGCUUUGUGAUGUCCCCUCAGUCUCAGCCCCCCACCUCUAUCUCAGCAGAGCCCGGGUACGUACCACUACCUUCACUGUUGCUCGGUGGGGGAGUUAGGAGGGUUUUCCUGGAGGCCAAAUUGUCAGAUGGCAGGUUAACUCUUUGACUUUUCUGCCAACAGUGGUCAGCCUCUGCAUGUGAAAUCCAAUUCAAUAAAUGAGCAACUGAUGGUGAGUGUGUUAUUUUCAUUUAGUUUAACUUCUUUGCAUGCUUACACGCACACAUUCUCACUCACAUGUGCGCACGCACACACAGUCACUCACUCACUCACUCACUCACUCACUCACUCACUCACUCACUCACUCACUCACAAUCAAACAGUCACAAUCUCUCUCAAAUAGUAUUGUCUUGCCUACAGCAGCCAGAUGCAGCCAAAGCCAAGUUGAUCUCUCGUAUGGCCAAGAUGGGUCAGCCCAUGCUGCCCUUCCUAACAAGAGCCAUCCCCGCCCAGCCAGAUCACAGCUUAUCAGAGACAGAGGUGGGCUCCAUAGUGUGUGUGUGUGUGUGCACCUUCUGUUCUGUAUAGAAAUUCAACAUUUGCAUUCCCACAAUUCCAGUUUUUGACCAAGUCAAUACUUUUCAGCAUACCUGGCAAACCGGUUCCAAAGUCAAAACAAAAGGAGUACGACCUAUGACCCUUUGUCAUGUUUGACACACCAAUGACAGUGCCGCUGACCUGUUAAUAUUCUUCUGCGUCUGUAUUUGUGUCACCCUGCAGGACCCCAGUGAAUCUCACCCUUCACAUCACUGUCCGCACCCCCAGCCAGUCCAGAUGUCAGCUGUCCAUGCAGGUAAGACCUCUAGUUCAGUGUCCAUUUAUGCCCAUAUGUUUGGUAGGUCCACCUAACUAUGCUUAAAGCGAUCAUCCUACAGUCAUUUGCUUAUAUUCAGGGUUGUAGUUUCUGUUUCAGUGCCUGGGGUCGCCGUGCCAACUGCUGGCCAGAAACCAGUGUUUAUGGAGACAGUGGUCCCACAGGCUGUGGACUGUGGUGGAAGCAGUCAUGUCUUCCAGGUAUUGAAUUUGAAUUAAAUAACCGAUAUUGAUCUCCAAAGGGGAAAUUGGAAAUGAUCCGCUAUGCUUAUCCACCCCUCCCACCCCUAUUUAACGACGUACUUUGGUACGAUCCGCUAUGCUUAUCCCCCCCUCCCACCCCUAUUUAACGACGUACUUUGGUACGAUCCGCUAUGCUUAUCCCCCCCUCCCACCCCUAUUUAACGACGUACUUUGGUACGAUCCGCUAUGCUUAUCCCCCCCUCCCACCCCUAUUUUAACGACGUACUUUGGUACGACUCCAUUCACAGCCCUCCUUUCAGUCUGAAUUUGGUCCAUCCUGCCUUGGUCAGUUCCACCCUCAUCAUGCAGUUUCAUACCAGGGUAAGGAAAAUACAAUGUUCACUGUCACCUUGUCUAAGUGCAGCAUGGCAGACAUAAUAUUGUAUUGUAAUGUGUUUUCAUUUGUUUCAUUUGCUUUAUCUGACAACAUUUGACCCGUCUAGCACCUAUUGAUGUCACUUCCUUCUUGAUGACGGAGGCGCGACAGCACAACACUGAGAUCGGACAGGCUGUGGGGAAAGUGGCGGAUAAAAUCAACCUGCUGGUCUCCAAGGUCAGCAGUGGACUUUUGUUUGUAGUUCUGGUAACACUUUCCUGUUUUGCAUUGUUUCUUCUCAUAAUGAUCCUGACAAACUGAGACAUUAUAAGGCCUCAUAGCCUCAUACAUGCUCGUAACCAGUAAUAAAGCAUUAUAACAGUUUUAAGUCAUGUUAUCAUAUUUUCUACCAGGUGGAUGAGCUCCAGAAGCAUGGUGGUGGCAACUCUCUGGGUCUGUCCUCUGUGUCCAUGGAAACAGCCAUGAUCAUGCACAACAUCCAGAGAAUCACCCAGGUCCGUCAUCAACUGUCCCACUAGUCUACAGCGUCCUCCCCUCCUUUUCUGCUCACCCUCAUUCUGCACUGGUCUGAAAAAAGGAUUCUUGUAUUCGUCUACCGUUCUUCAUCUGCACUGAUGUGGGGAAAAAUAGGACUGGUGAAAGCAGUUACCUGAUAGGCAUUGACCAUUGCAUGGAACGACAUAACUGUUCUCCGUUUGGGUUCCACAGGAGAACUUGUUUCUAAAGAAGGAGGUUCUGGAGAAGAGCACCCGAGUGGAGGAGCAGAACUGGAAGAUCGGAGAACUCCUCGAGCAGAACCAGAGGUGUGUGUGUGUGUUCAAUGGGUUCUGUAGAUGUAAAUAAAUACAAAUAUCUACAUAUUUUAUUUUAACAGGAACAAUAGUACAAUUCAGACAUAUCACAGUCAAUGUAUUUUAAUUUAAAACAACAUACACCUACACAUAAAGUGUACAUGUACACACAGCCACACCUCAGCCUCCAUAUGAUUCAUCUCAUGAUGAUAAUGUGGAGCUCUCUUUACUUAAACACAAUAUAACCUGGUCACCCCGCCCUGUCCCAGGGGGUCCACCGCCCUGCAGCACCUCCAACCUAACACACCCCAUUUCAGGAUCUUAGUGAAACAUUCAUUAUUGGCUUUGGGUGUACUAGGCCAGAGUGACAGUCCACAGGACGGUAGACCCCCAGGGCUAGGACAGAGUCACCCAGCAGCCUAAACCGGUAUCCACCCUGACGUGGGCAUGUUUUCAAUACAGAGUCCUUUUGUCUUACGGUAUUCAAUACAUGACCUUAUGAAAGUUAAUCUGGUAAUAAAUCAAAUCUAUGGCUUGACAUUUCUACCAUCCCUUGUGACAUUGUGGGAGGAUAACCAGCCUUCCAAUUUAAAACAAAUAUAUGUAUGCACUCACUAACUGUAAGUCGCUCUGGAUAAGAGCGUCUGCUAAAUAACUAAAAUGUCAAUGUAAUGAAUGGCAAUGCAUUCCUUAGCCGCUAUGAAUGCUACGGUAAUGUUACACAGUUUCUUCUGAUAACGGUCUCCAGUAUUUCCAAGCAAAUAAAAAAACGGGAAGAAGAUAGAAUGUGAAUCUGUAGACAUGUUGAGAUAAAAACAAGAUGUUGUGUGUGACAGGUGUAUGGAACAGAGUGGUUUACUGUUGGAACAGAGGAAUGACGCGCUGAAGAGCAACACUCAACAGAACCAACCCAGCCUGCUGCAGGCAGAACAGGACAAGGUAGGAAAGAGCAGAGGAAACGUACUACACACACACACACAGUGUCUCAUAGACACACACGUACACACACAUUUAAGUCUCUCUCUCCUCCACCUCUCUCUCCCCUUUCUCUCUCUUUCGCUCUCUCUUUUGCUCUCUCUAUCUCAGGUGCACCUGACAGAGUACCUAGCCUCCUCCUCCACCCUGGUCUCCAAGCUUCAGUCCUCCUCGCUGCAGCGCUCUGUCUCUGACCUGCAGACCCAGCUGAGCCAAGCCCUGCAAGACAGGGAGAGCCACUGUACUCAGAUCAGCUCAUUAGAGAGACUAGUAGAAGGUACAGUACAGGACUGGCAGGACCACUGCACUUGCAUCAGUUUAUUAGAGAGACUACACAACUGUCUCUGAAUUUUGAAUGGUCCAGCGCACCGGGUGGACAGGGUUUUAACUUUUGGGACUGUUCUAUUGGGUCAUUACACCAUGCAAACUAAAGGUGUGUGUGUGUGUGUGUGUGUGUGUGUUCGUACAGAGCUAAGGAAGGGAGAGGGGAGGGCACAGGCCCAGUGGCUUACAGAGAAACAGAAAUGUAAAGAGAUGGAGCUGAGAGUCGCCAACACAGAGGAGGAGCUACAGGACCUGAGGGCUGAGAAAGGAAACCUGGACACGGUGUGUAUCUGUGGAGACGAGCAGGCAGGACCAAUGUGUCCCACAUGGUGCCAGUAUUCUUCUAAUAACUGUUUGGUAUAAAAAUAAUAUUCUACAGAAUACAGUCCACAUACCCAAUUCUGAUUAUACCCCUUGUUCCCAAAGUGUGCUCCCUUUCACUCACUCCCCCUCAUCUGCACUAAUCCAAUGCUUUUAAUUCAUUUAAUUUUUUUAAAUUUUAGUCAUUUAGCAGACGCUCUUAUCCAGAGCGAGUUACAGGAGCAAUUAGGGUUAAGUGCCUUGCUCAAGGGCACAUCGACAGAUUUUUCACCUAGUCGGCUCGGGGAUUAGAACCAGCGACCUUUCGGUUACUGGCACAACGCUCUUAACCACUAAGCUACCUCUUCACAAAAGAGAAGGGGGCAGAAUGGGAAUUGGACUUUGGUCUUGAUCUUGUAACACUGUGUCGGUCUCUGUCAGAUGCUGUUGGAGAGGAAGCGGAGGUGGCAGUGUGAGGAGGAGGCGAGGAGGAGCAGCCAGAGGGAGACGGACCACCUGAGGACCAGGAGAGGAGAAGUAGAGCAGGGGGCCAGGGAGCAGGUACACUCACUCUCUCACACACACACACACAAUGAUCUAGACUAAAGACCAGCCAUAUUGAGUCAGUUGAAAUGUUGCAACAUAUACAUAACAUUUAUUAUUCAUUAUUAUUAACAUAUAAUAAUGCUUAACAUACACUAGCGUUCAAAAGUUUGGGGUCACUUAGAAAUGUCCUUGUUUUUGAAAGAAAAGCAAUUUUUUUGUCCAUUAAAUUAACAUCAAAUUGAUCAGAAAUACAGUGUAGACAUUGUUAAUGUUGUAAAUGGCUAUUGUAGCUGGAAACGCUGAUUUUUAAUGGAAUAUCUACAUAGGCGUACAGAGGCCCAUUAUCAGCAACCAUCAGUCCUGUGUUCCAAUGGCACGUUGUGUUUGCUAAUCCGAGUUUAUCAUUUUAAAAGGCUAAUUGAUCAUUAGAAAACCCUUAUGCAAAUAUGUUAGCACAGCUGAAAAUUGUUGUGCUGAUUAAAGAAGCAAUAAAACUGGCCUUCUUGAGACCAGUUGAGUAUCUGGAGCAUCAGCAAUUGUGGGUUCGAUUACAGGAUCAAAAUGGCCAGAAACAAAUAACUUUCUUCUGAAACUCGUCAGUCUAUUCUUGUUCUGAGAAAUGAAGGCUAUUCCUUGCGAGAAAUUGCCAAGAAACUGAAGAUCUCAUACAACGCUGUGUACUACUCCCUUCACAGAACAGCGGAAACUGGCUCUAACCAGAAUAGAAAGAGGAGUGGAAGACCCCGGUGCACAACUGAGCAAGAGGACAAAUACAUUAGUGUCUAGUUUGAGAAACAGACGCCUCACAGGUCCUCAACUGGCAGCUUCAUUAAAUAGUACCCGCAAAACACUCAUCAACAGUGAAGAGGCGACUCCGGGAUGCUGACCUUCUAGGCAGAGUUGCAAAGAAAAAGCCAUAUCUCAGACUGGCCAAUAAAAAUAAAAGAUUAAGAUGGGCAGUCUGAGAUAUGACUUUUUCUUUGCAACUCUGCCUAGAAGGUCAGCAUCUGAUGGACUGAUGGUUGCUGAUAAUGGGCCUAUGUAGAUACUCCAUUAAAAAUCAGCCGUUUCUAGCUACAAUAGCCAUUUACAACAUUAACAAUGUCUAAACUGUAUUUCUGAUCAAUUUGAAGUUAUUUUAAUGGACAAAAAAAUUGCUUUUCUUUUGAAAGAAAUUACAUUUCUAAGUGACCCCAAACUUUUGAACGGUAGUGUAUAUUUAAGCAGGAAGGCCAGAGGAGGUGUGGGAUAUGGCCAAUAUACCACGGCUAAGGGCUGUUCUUAUGCACAACGCAAUGCAGAGUGCCUGGAUACAGCCCUUAGCCAUGGUAUAUUGGCCAUAUAUCACAAACCCCAGAGGAACCUUAUUGCUAUUAUAAACUGGUUACCAACAUAAUUAGAGCAGUAAAACUAAAUGUUUUGUCAUACCCGUUGUAUACGGUCUGAUAUACCAUGGCUUUCAGUCAAUCAGAAUUCAGGGCUCAAACCACCCUGUUUAUAUAAAGCAUUAUACCUGUAGGCUUUAUACGUGUGUGUGUCUUUAACUAAAGGUGGAGCUUGAUGUGGACUGGCAGCAGGGUGGGUAUGAGAAGGAACAACAUAGCCAUGAGCUAGCAGAAAUCACACAGCAGAGAGACAUUCUGGCCAGGACACUGACACAGCUACAGGAGCAGGUGAAGGACAUACUGGGUGUACACACUCCCUAAACAUUAGGAAAUGGAAAUGGUACUAAUAGUUAAAUUCCAAUGCUCUCUCUCUCUCAGUAUAUGGCAGCACAGAGCAGGGCAGAGACCACCAGGAAGCAGCUAGAAAUUAUAUUGGUUGAGCAGGAGACUAGGCAUGCCCAACAGCCCAAUCAGGAUGCAGUGGCAGAACAGGUGAGAGGUCACAAAUAUUCACCACAGACUAAUCUGUACGUGAUUGGAGUAGUGUUUCUUAAUUCUGGUCCUUGGGACCCACAUUUUAGUUUUUCCCCUAGCACUAUACACUUGAUUCCACUAAUCACCUCAUCAUCAAACCUUUGAGUAGUGGAAUCAGGUGUUUAGUGCUUGAGCAAAAACAAAAAUGUCCCCAGGACCAGGGUGAAGAAACACUGGAAUAGAGAAAGCAGACUUUGGGUGGGGGGGGGAUUUAUAUUAAAAUUAUACUUUUGCUCUACCGAACUACUCCAAUGAGCAACACUAAGAGAACAUUUUAUAUUGCUCUCAUUCCCACCUCUCUCUGAUCGUUUCAACGGUUUACGUGUGUUCCCUCCAGGUGAAGAGAGUGAUGAACGGAGUGUUCCAUUCUCUGAGAGGGGAGUUCGGCCUGCACCAGUCAUACCAAGGAAGCGAUGUUCUAGGAGUCAUGCUAAGCACAAUCAAGGUACGGUGCAACCAACACCGGGUGUUUCCAUUUCACAUUGCCCUGCAGAUAGUAAGGCUGGACCAAAAGUUGAUAAUCGCCGCUUAUGGGGGGUACCCAUGUUAAUACUUUUAACACCCAUGAGUUGUCCUGCACCAGUCAUUUGAAUCCAGAGUUUGACAUUGAGCAUGUUGUUGGUAAUGUAAACAAGGAAAAUAUGUUGUUGUGUUAACAUAGUGUGGUAACUCUCCCCAUCCUACAGAGUGUCACACUGGAUCUCCUAACAGCCCACGACCGAGAGGAAGAAGAGGAGGAGAAAUGGACAAAAGCUGUGGAGCAAAAUGGGAGGAGGGUAAAUGAUGAUGAAGAAAUCAAUCGAUCCAGUCGAUCCACACAAGAGAAAGAGGACAGUGGAGUUACUCAGACAGCCUGGACCUCUAUUGUUAGGUCCUUGUGGUCUGAGGCUCAAGUGGAGGAAGAGUCCAUAAAUUCAGAAGGCCUACAAAACGAAGCUGAAGACACCUCCAGAGAAGAAACGCCUUCUAAGGCAUGGACUGACUCAGAGAAUGGCCUAACACCAUCAUCCCUCAUGGUUCUUAUUGAGGAAAUGUCUUGUCAAGCACAACCUCUCACGGUCCAAAUUGACCAAUCAAAGCAGAUGGAGGUUGCACCUCCAUUUUAGUACUCCCCCCACCAUUGUAAAAAAGAUUUUGGAA